UGCUACAAUGCGCAGCAGGCCCGCAAGAGAAAUCGGUGAAUGGCAGGUUGUCUCUCUCCGCAACCAACUCAUUCCUCACGACCAACUCAUUCCUCACUGUGCACAAUCUUCCUCACUGUGCACAAUCUUCACUCCGAAAACGUUUAUACCCACCAUUUUGCAUCCUUCCAAAUCACAGAAGUGUGAGAAAACAAUGAGAAAACUCCUCAAAUCCCUCCUCAACGGCCAAGGCCACCACCUUUUCAGACCUCCAUCUAUCCCACCUCAUUUGGGUUUCCUCCGUAUGCCAUAUGCUUCCUCUUUCUCACUUCCUUCUGUCUCUUCUAUGGAAUUUGAAAUCUCUAUUAUCGACCGGGCCUGCAACUUGGUCCAAAACUAUCAGUGGAUCUCUCUCAAAACUGAGUUUCCUUCGAUGAAUCCAUCAAUGGCUGCUUUUAUUCUAUCUAAACUCUCUAGCAAUCACUACUUGGUUCUUCAAUUCUUUUUAUGGGUCUCUGACCAACCAGGAUUCAAGCACUCAGUUGAGACUUAUUGCACAACGUUACUGGUCUUGAGCAAUGGUGGUUUGAGAAGUGGCAUAUUCGUUCUUAUCCAAAGGCUCAUAUUCAAUCACAGUAAGUCUUUUCUAAUUGAAGCUGUUGAUUUCCUUGUCAAUCACUCUGUAAAACCGAUGUUUUUGGAUACGAUUAUUGUUUCUCUGGUAAGGGUUCAGAUGUUUGAGGAAGUUGUUUUAGUGGUCGGUGUGAUCAAUAGACAUGGUUAUAUUCUUCCUUUCCAAUAUUGCAAUAGAUUGGUGAGAUUUUUGAAGAUGAACAAGGGGAUUCUCGAUUUGAACCAUGUGAUUUUCUCCUCAUUUACUAGGUGCACAAAGAAUUUGGGGAGUAUCAAUGGAAUAAACAAUUGGGUGGUGAUUCUUUGAUCAUAGGAAAAAGUAUGGGUAAAAAUUCAUCAAGAAAUUUGGGCUCUAGAAAGUUUAUUCUGAAGAAUAAACGUCCGAAAAACAAUGCCUUAAAUAGGUUGAAGAAAAUUGGUGCAGGGGAUGGGUACACUGAUUCUUCAGGGAAUAAAUUGGACCCCAAUAUUUGCAAGCACAUUGGCUUGAUCAGGGCGUUGUGUCACAAAGGCAAGGUAGAAGUUGCUCUUAGGUUGAGAGAAAAAUUGCUUGUUGUUCCUGAUAUUGGUACUUAUAACCACAUGAUGAAUUGUCUCUGCAAACUGGGAUAUCUCGCAAAGGCAAAUAGGCUUUUGAAAGAGAUAAUGGAAUUGGGGUUGAUCCCCGAUUGUGUCACGUAUACUACAUUAGUUGAUGGGUUCUGUAGAUUUAAUUAUAUAGAUGGUGCUUUUGUUCUUCUAAAUUUUAUGGUGAUGAAUGGCAUCAAACCCAACAGAAUCCCUUGUAAUAUACUUGUUAAUGCCCUUUGCAACAGGGGUCAAUUGGAAGAUGCUAAUAAGCUUUUAGCAAAGUUACUAACUGAGCACAAGGCCUCUAAUCUGAUCACUAUGACCAUUCUUAUGAAUGGACAUUGCAGGGAAGGGAAUAUGCUUAAGGCUCUUGAAUUAUGGGAUGAAAUGUUGAGAAAAGGUAUCUUGGUAAAGGUUGUUUCAUAUAAUGUUAUUAUUAAUGGAUUUUGCAUGGGAGGCGAUAUGAGCUUUGCUUAUAAGUUCUUCUCUGAAAUUUAAGAAGGGAAUUUCUCCUAACAUUGUGACAUAUAGUACUCUCAUAAAUGGACAUUGUAGAGAAGGGAAAUUGGUAGAAGCAUGGAUCAUGCUCUCUAAAAUGUCUUCUAAUGGUGUUUUACCUGAUCACAUCUCUUAUGCACUGGUUAUUCGAGGCCUUUGCUUGCACGGAAAUGUAUGCAGAGCACAUCAGCUUCUCCACAAGAUGUUAGAUGAUUCUAUCCUUCCUGACCCUUUUGUGUGGAAUUUAGUUAUUGAUGGGUAUGGAAGAUGUGGAGAAAUAGAGCUUGUAUAUGAGGUGACAUAUCAUAUGUUAGCAUUAAGUGUGGCGCCCAACAUUUUCACCUACAAGGCCCUUAUUCAUGCUCAUGUGAAGGCAGGAAAUCUUCAAGGAGCAUUCAUGUUGAAGGAAGAGAUGUUUGAAAAUGGGAUUCUUCUUGAUGUGGUUACGUACAACCUGCUUAUAGGUGGGUUGUGUAGUUUUGGUCAUGUAUAUUUUGCAUUUCAAUUGCACGAUGAAAUGUUAAGAAGAGGGUACCACCCUGACACAGUCACUUAUACAGAGUUGAUUCGUGGGCUUUGCAUAAGUGGCAAAACACAUGAAGCCCAUGAGCUUUUGGUUAAGAUGAAGAAAAUGGAUGUGCCUCUUGACCAUGUACCAUAGCACAUACUUAUAACGAAAUAUUGCAAAGAGAAGCAGUUGGAUAUUGCAUUUGAUCUCUAUGAGGAAAUGUCAGAAAAGGGUCUCCGUAGUAAGGCUUGUACCUAUCGUACCCUUAUUACUGAAUUGAUGAAGAAGGGCCUUUUUAAAGAAGCAUAGCAUGGGUAUAGAAUCUGCAAUAUAGGGUAGAGAUUUCAUUGCUAUUUCAUACAUGGAAGUCUCAUUGGGCACCUCUUAGAGUCCAUUUGGUUCCCAAAGUUGCUUCAUAGACAUGGGUUUUCCAUGUCAGGGGUGAUAUAGCAUGGCACGGGCAGUCCAAAAGAUUCUCAGAUAUUUGAGCUCCUCCGGUGUACCAGGAGAUGAGCACAACACAUUUAAAUGUGUGCAUCAAGAUCGUGCUUUGGGGCUCGUGAGGUAUUAUUCUUGUAUGGGGUACGGCCUUUCUCGUUUUGACAGAACCUCAUUAAAGAAAUGCACAAUUGCACCCAAGUGAUCUCACUUCUUGUUGCACUUCCUUUCUGUUCGUUACUUUAAAUGAAAUCUGGUGCGAGGCUGGAAUAUUUAAAUGUCAAGAAAUGGCGUAAUAUGUCUCAAGUAUUCAAAAAGUGAUUCCCAAUUUGCGGUUCCUAUUGACCACCACUGUGGGGGAACCCUCAAUGGACCUAGUUUUUGAUGCACUUCAAAGAAGUUUCCUUGGGUUUUCACCGCAGUCAUAAAAUGGACAAGGAGAGAAGUCACGUGUUUCAGGCCCUCUUAAGGUUUGGGUGUUACGACUUCUACAAAAAGAAGAAGUUUGUGCAGAGAAAGGGGGGCAUGUGAAGAUGCACGAGUUCGUGAGGAACUAUGCUUCACUUCUCUGGGGUUCUGCACUUCUCUCCUCUGAUGCCCAUGGAUAAAGAGAUAGAGUACAUAAAGCCAUGUACUACAGAAAUAGAUGGAAAUACAAGUAAAAUGACACUAUUUCCCUGUGACUACCAACUUGCUUUUCUCACACUGAUGUUCUUUAUUCAUGAACAUCAGUUUGUUGACCAAGAUUUGAGAGUGGCUUUGUCUGCGGACAGGUAUUUAUAAGAAAGAUGCAUAUGUUCAUGAGCAAAUUUCUUUAGUUUAAGUGGCUAUUUCCCUAAUUGUUUUUGUGCUUCCACGAAAACUGAAUUAAAGGAAACUUGGACCGAACUUGGAAUAUCAAAUUGGAGUUGGAGUUGUCAUGAGAAAUUUGUAUCUUUGUAACCCAUGUAAACAAAUAACCUUACUACAGGUAGAAGGCAACUCAGAUACCCUGAUUUGAAUUGGAUUUAAAUGGUAUGUUUGUAUCUUACACUUUUGACAAUAGUAAAUAAAGUCCAGCACAAUUGGCAUCUCGAAACUCAAUUUGGGAUGAUGAGGGAGAGAAGCGUGAUCUACUAAACAUGCCUUAAAUGUCCUUGGUGAUAUACACAGCUUCACUUUUCAAGUAUGACUUGCAAAGAUAAAAUUGGCAAAUCUUUCCAGUGGCAUACAUCUAUUUCACUCACGUGGUAGCUACUAAUUGGAAAGGGGAUUGUAUACUGUGAGACCAUUCACCUUUGGUAUAAGGACGUCGCAAUCAUCCUUAACAAUCGAUUGUAAACUCUAAUGCUAUGGGGUGCGUCACAAAGUCAAUGGCACUCAUUCAACCACCUGAUUUGAUGUCCAAUGUCCGACGGUAAUUGUGACCUCCUUAUAUCAAAUGUAAAUGGUCUUCUUUUAUACUUUCCCUAGAAAAAAUUGCUUUCUUUUCUUCCCUUGUACUUUAUAACAUGCACUAUUCUAUGUGUCUUGCAUCAAAUUGUUGUUAUUGUUGUAAAUGCAUUUUGGUUUGAUAAGUCAUGAAAAAGUAAAUUUUUGGAGUAUAUGGAGCGAAGUCUUUGUAUUUGAAACAUGGCAAUGAUGAAGGUUGUUGAUGCCAGUGGGCCACAAGGACUUCCAAGUUUGUUAUAGUAAGGCUGUCACUGGUCGUAUUUCAGUGGUAUGCUUUUCACUUGAUGAGGAGGUAUGCCAUUUCUAUUGGUAGAACUUAAAAUCCUUGAUGUCUUUUUUUGUUUGUUUGUUUUGCAUGAUGUGGAUUAUGGCCAUCCUCCAUCAAUUCUCUUAAGCAAGUAGAUGUAUUUCUCAAGUAAUAUAAAGGCAUGCGAUGACCUAUUAGAAAGAGAGCGCCUACUUGUUAAGGCAAACACGUAUAACAUGCUAUCGUAUACCCAAUCACCCGAUCUUACGGUUCAAAUUCGCUUAUUUACUGCUCAACAGUCAUCCAAAAGAAAAGACUUUCUCUCGAGACUUGUUCUUGGCAGCGAGCCCAGCCUGUCAUUGCGAAUGAAAGCUAGUGAGCAUCGGAUCAAAAGGUGGUAGGUUCUCUCCAAUUAAUGGAACAUCCAACAAAUCACUGGUACAUACUCGAAGCCGACGAAAAUCCCCAGGCUCGAUGAACUUUUACACUCCCAACCUCCGUGAGAACUUGAGGGCAACAUGAAACCCAAUGCUGAAGAAUAUCGGAAAGUACAAUCAUGUUGCCUUUGAAGAACUUCCCCUCUAGGCCUUCUUCCAAAAUUGAAAGGUACUAGAGCAAUUCUUGGACCACCUUCUCUUGUUCAUCUCCCUCUGAGUAUGACAUUCUCCAUAGAAGAGGAAGCAUCUCUACAAGCCAAAAAGAAAAGAGAGGUAUGAGAUAGAAUGUAGUAUUUUCACAUAGAGGUUCAUUGGUCACGCAUAUUGUUGUCUGGUACAGCCUUAAUUUGCAUGAAAUUUGUGUCGUUUUGGCACUUGAUGACAAUGGAAAGAGGAAAGUAUGAAUCAUAGAAUGUUUAUGCAUUUGCACUGGCCAGAGAGUGAGAGAGAGGUACUAUGGAGAAACAUUUCAUACAGAAUUGUAUGGCAUAGGGUAUGCAGAAUGGACAUUUUUAUUUGUAGAUUCUGGCACCGGAAUCCAGCAGAAAAACACAUAUGGUAGCAUCCACCAGUCUGUUCCUACUGACAGACUGAAGAGAUCACUCUUACUUGGGUUUGUGCA
This is a messenger RNA of Amborella trichopoda, 5363 nucleotides long. Lineage: Eukaryota; Viridiplantae; Streptophyta; Magnoliopsida; Amborellales; Amborellaceae. The record is from RefSeq and is a predicted model, not a curated record.